Echinostoma caproni is the source of this 396-nucleotide messenger RNA. The record is from the annotation of a GenBank genome assembly. NCBI's taxonomy places the organism in Eukaryota, Metazoa, Platyhelminthes, Trematoda, Plagiorchiida, Echinostomatidae.
AUGUAUGACGUUCUAGAGCGGAUUGGUAGGGGUUCGUUUGGUGAAGUUUUCAAGGGGAUCGACAAACGUACGAGGGAAGUUGUUGCCAUAAAACUGAUUUACUUGGAAGCUGCGGAAGAUGAAAUUGAGGACAUUCAACAAGAAAUUCUUGUGUUAUCUCAAUGCAAUAGCCCCCAGGUCACAAAAUAUCACGGAUCCUAUUUGAAAGACACUACUUUAUGGAUAAUCAUGGAAUAUCUCGGGGGUGGCUCCGCACUGGACCUCAUGAAGCCUGGACCUAUUCCUGAAGCAUACAUUCCUACAAUAAUGCGUGAAAUUCUCAAAGGUCUGGAUUAUCUACACGGUCAGAAUAAGAUUCAUCGUGAUAUCAAAGGUAAUGUAACAAUUGAACUUUGA